Syngnathoides biaculeatus (alligator pipefish) is the source of this 3052-nucleotide messenger RNA. RefSeq lists its product as uncharacterized. The coding region runs from base 188 to 2299 and encodes 703 amino acids. Lineage: Eukaryota; Metazoa; Chordata; Actinopteri; Syngnathiformes; Syngnathidae. Gene Ontology annotation, biological process: regulation of transcription by RNA polymerase II. The transcript has 8 exons. Gene Ontology annotation, cellular component: nucleus. The record is from RefSeq and is a predicted model, not a curated record.
GAAACCGGAGUGCCCGGAGAAAACACGAAGCAAAGGGAGAAGAUGUAAAAUCCACACAAAUAAUGACAAACAUGGUGCGGGGCUGGCCUACUGAUCUUCGACAACCAAGCCGGCUGCAGUGCUUCGUGGCCGGGGAGCGCUUUCGCUCGAGCCGGGAGCCCCCUGGAACCGCACCGGCGCCACUGUGAUGGAGGCGGUCCCGUCUGAGCAGUCCGUCAUGGCGGUGGACCUAUCCAAGAGCUUCUCUGCUGCGCCCCAGACCAGGAACCACCAAGCACCUCCAUCGGACCUCGCCGCCAAGCCUGAGUGGUACCACAGGGCUGGCUUGGCCAUCGACUCAUCGUAUACAACCGGAAGCUACGACGGGGGAACUGGCAUUGAGCCGAGCUACGUGAGCACCACGCUCCCGCCUGGCAUCGGCCGUGACGGCGCCCUGUGGUGUCCCUCUUUCUAUCAGGCUGACGCCAGCUGCGAAGACGACAGCGACAGUGGAUCCGAUGUCAUCGUCCUGCUGACGGCCGCUGAGGAGCCGCUGCUCUGCGCCUCCUUCGUGGCGGACGGUGCGCAGCUGUCACCCGCACCGUCCUCAGCGGGAUGCUGUCAGGGGGCACAGAAUCUCACCUCGCAGAGCAGCGAGACGUCAUCGGAGGACGAGGAGGAGGAAGUGGAGGAGUCGGAAAGCUCAGCGGACAUCCCACCGCAUCACGCUAGACCCGUUGUGCUCUUGGCGAACCUCAACGCCGACUACGCCGGCAUCAGCCACUUUGACACCACCCGCGUCACCCGUAGCCGCGGCACCCGCUCCAACGCCGACUGCGCCACGCUCUCGCGCACGGACAUGACGAGCGACGACAACGAUGUGGGAGAAUUCCCCAUCGCCCAAACCACCCACGAAAGACCAACAUUUCCUCCAAAAAGACGCCAGGACAAAUCUGUACCAGUUGAAUGUAAGGGCAGCAAGAGAAUCAGGGCAUGCCCUAAACGGGUGUCCCCGGACCCCUGGCCCACUCGUCGCCAUCUUGCAAGAAGCGUAAAGAAAGAUACGGUGGGCGUUUACUAUGAAAGCUGCGACUCUGACGACACCUUUGGGGAUUUGAGCGACGAUGACGCUAGUCAUUGCCACAGCAAAAUCAAAUCGGACGACUCGUGGCACCACCGCCCCGGCAACAAAUCCUACCAGGGUGACGGACGUCCUGCCGCAGAGAAAUCGGGUCACAGUCGCCAACGCCACAAAGUCGGAGAAACAGAUAAUGGUCACCACGGUCUUGCCGCAGACCAGUCGGACAACCAUCACCAGCACCGCACCACGAACACAGCUGACAAUGUUCCACAACACCACGAAAGCCAAUCGGAUAACUCCUGUCAAGGCCACGCCCCAAACAAAUUGAACAACUCUCACCGGCACCGCGCCGCCAAAAAAUCAUCCGGUGCUCAAAUAAGUUCGACAAAGCAAAAGUUGUUAUCUUCGCCCAAAAAAACAGUGAAGAGGCAACGGUGUAGACUUAGAGCGUGGUGUCCACCAUCGUCUCUUUUCUCGCCUCCCGAGCCUCAAAUAAAAUUAAAGUGCACCGCCGAUAAGGAACCAAUGAAGAAGAAGAAAAUGUCGGACACGUUUUGUCCAUUCGUGCGAGUUUGGCAGCACGAAAAUGCGGAGCAGAAUGACGUCACGGUGGUCAAUCAUCAGGACCGGCAGGAUGUCACGUACAAUAAACAACAAAAAACUGCCAGCUCUUCUUCCGGGGUCACCCCCAAGACCUCCUGUUUUCGUCUGGGUCGACUCACCGACGUCGCUACCGGCGCUGAUGCCGCGGAACCACCGUGCUGCCUCUGCGGUCAGGCAGCCAACACCAACGGACUCGGCGACCUUCACGGGCCGUACUUUCCCUCGUCGCAGUCGCUUGCCGAGUUAUCGGACUAUCACGACACUGACAAACCCGCGUUCCCGAACCUGUGGCGCCAUCUUAACGAGCGCUGGGUCCACUCGGACUGCACCGUGUGGAGCAGCCAAGUCUUCCUGGUCCGCGGAAACUUGUAUGGGCUGGAGGAGGCGGAACAGCUGGCGCGCGCCACGAUCUGCUGUUGGUGUCAGCGAUCAGGUGCUAUUAUGGGAUGUUCGCACAAAGGAUGCGCUGGAUAUUUUCACUACACGUGCGCGCUAUCCUCAGGUUGCGUCCUAAACGAGGACAACUUGUCGCUCCGAUGCCCACAACAUCACAUGACUCAGUGUCAACAACAACAACAACAUCAAGGACACACACAGAGGAAAACUUGGCGAGCGGCACGGCGUCACGUCAGGUGACAGGCGAGGGGACCGCUCACGUCACUGACACGCGACUGACGGCGUCACGACCCAACACCGGCGCCCCGGAGAAAUCUCUCGGGGCGGAGCCUUAUCUGACCACGCCCAUCACCCUAUGACAUCAUGAAAGGCCGCCUGCACAUGCGUAUCCGUCAACUAUCGACUCCAAUCUAACAUUAGGGGGACACGUUGAGGAGCUUCACAAAUUUUUAAUGUUCAUCGACAGUGUUUUAGUUGUACUUUUUUUCCCUGUUGCAAAUGUUUUUCUUUAUACUCAAAUGCUUUCAAUCGUGUAAAGCAGAUUGAGUUAGCUUGUAUAUAAAACAAAUUUGCAUCAUUAUUCAGAAGUUCAUUAUUUGUUAUCGAUGCUGUUGUGGCUGUUGGUAGGAUACGCAAUCAACGUAGUCACCAUCCCAUCAUAAACACUUUUUCACAUCUAUUGUGAACACUCAUUACAAUUCACAUUUCCAUUCAUAUUUAACGUUGCUCGGGUUAAAAAUUAUAAAACAUUUUCAGAUAAAACGAAGCAGCACAACCCACAAAAAUUGUCACCUUGGAAACCAAAUGCUCAUCUAUUAAUUUUUAGCGUUUAUUAUUAGGGUUUGAGUUGCACUGGUUGGCUCGGCCAUCAGAGGGCGACCAAACGCUAAAUGUUUGUUUUGGAUCUGUGCAGGAAGUCACCAGGACGACUUCCCGUCUGCACACUUGUGGUCACAGUCGAUUUCAAAAAUAAAACUUACCAAAAAAAAAAAA